Molecule: messenger RNA, 3711 nt
Organism: Neospora caninum
Lineage: Eukaryota; Apicomplexa; Conoidasida; Eucoccidiorida; Sarcocystidae
Product: GA15220, related
Exons: 6
Coding region: 1-3711 (1236 amino acids)
Biological process (GO): intraciliary retrograde transport; non-motile cilium assembly; protein localization to cilium
Cellular component (GO): intraciliary transport particle A; non-motile cilium
Molecular function (GO): protein binding
Source: RefSeq, a predicted model, not a curated record
AUGAUCGCAUUUUUUGUAAAGAAAGUAACUCCCUCCACAGGCGCGGAGAUUUUAAGUUUGUCGUGGCAAAACGGCUCUGGAUUGCUGGCACUCGGUUGCCGAGAUGGAAUGCUCAAGGUUGUCGACGCCAGCCACAUCCUCGGAGCGGUAUCGAGGGAUUCGGUGAAGGAAGAAGAUGGAACGGGUAGCCGCCCGCGGACUGAAAGUAAAAUUCAUCAGCUUCAGACGCUUUCCACUCCCAAAGAUCCAGGGGCAACGCAUACUGCGGACGUUCACCUAGUGGCGUGGAACGAAAGCGAGAACAGUCUGACGUCCGUUGACCGCGCUGGGUGUAUUGCCAUAUGGAGAGCAGAAGCUAGCCGGUGGGUGAACGAGUUGACGAACACCGAUAACUCAAAGAAAGUCGUCGAUGUCGCUUGGGCGCCGGACGGGAAAAAAAUUUGUAUCCUUGCCGCGGACGGAAAUCUUGUUCUCGGCGCAGCCAACGGCAAACGCUUGUGGAGUAAAGACUUGAAACGCGCCAUGACUCGGGCAGCUUGCAUCGCGCAGAAAAAGCACCUUCACACGCUUGUCGUACCCAACCAUGUUGAAGCGACUGCUUUUAGCUGGGCUGCUGGUGGAGACUGCUUGGCUGUAGCCUCAAAAGGAGUUGUUCUCUUUGCGACAGUCCGCAUGAAAACGCCGGCAGCAUAUUUCGCGCAGACACUUGCCUACGCACACACGGCGUCGCCCACACGCGGCCAGGCGUUUGCGCUUUGGUUCUGGAACGUUGACACCAGCAGCAAACAUCUCCGCUACAUACGCCUGCCUCUUCGGCAGCUGCUUGGCUCUGGACAGUGCUGUGUGGUUAUCACGGAUGCACACGAGGAAGAGGGGACGACUGAAGCUGUCGAGGAUUCUCACAAGAGCGAGAAUUCGGCUGAGAAAAAUUCCAAUCCGCAGAAGGACUUGAGGAAGCAGUUCGCGGUUAGCCUUUACAAUAGCAUUGCCGAACCCAUGAAAACGACUUACACUGAAGUCGAGCCGGAGUUCGCAGCCAUAACUGACGGCCACGUCCUGGUCGCGGACUGCCGCCGGGUAUUUCUUUGGCGGUUCGCGACAAGCAGAGAGCAGACUGGCAAGACACAAACUGCGCUGGAAAGGCCGAACCCCGCUGGGAAGAACAGCGCAAUGGGCAGCGUUGCGGCAUCGUGCUCAAUCAUGGCCAGUCUGGCGGGCACUGAAGACACUCCAUGUUUGGGACGGAGCGAGACAGUUGUCGAAGUCGAGACAGCCCUUAGUACCGGAAGCACAGAGGAAGGCCAAAGUGCAAAAACCGCGCGAAAUUGUGCAGGCGGCCAACCCCGUUGGGGCCGAGGCGGGAAUCAGGCUCGAAACCCAAUUGUUGCUCUCGCCGCCGCCAACGGCUGCUUCGUCGUAGCGCGGAGAAACGGAGAACUCCGCCGGUACUCCUUACCAGGCGCCGAGCUGGAAGCGAUCUGUAGUACCGAAACACCUCCUUUGUCUAUCUACUUGAACUGUGACGCCACGCGAUUGGCAGUCAUCGACAUCUUCAACAGUUUGGCCUUGCGCCACGCAGUGCCUCCCAGUUUGCCAGAGGAAGAGAACGUGGAGUCGCCGGAACCAAGUCACCGCCAGGAAGGGCAGUUGUUUGGAGCCUCCAUGAACUUCGCAAGACAAGAUGUCUUUGACGUCUUGUGGUCCCGUGAUGAGGCUGACCUUUUCGCUAUGGUGGAAAAAAGCACGAUUUACCUUGUCAGGGGGACAGCGCUGGAGGAACCGCUGAGGUGCUCCGCAUCCUUCCUGGGGGACCUCAAUGAGUUGCGCCUUGAGCUUUUCUACUUGGAUGAGCUCCAGAAGACGCCUGCGGAACCAAACACCUGCCUUCACAGGCUUCACUACGAAACGAAGAGAUUACGGGACACACGUGAUAUCCUCGAGAAAGCACAAGAACUCGAUGACGCGAUCACUUACGCCGAAAAUGCGUCUCACACCAGUCUGUGGAAACUCAUCGCUCGAAGCGCUCUUGACAAGAUGAAACUCGACAUAGCCGAGAAGGCCUUCGUCACUUGCCAGGACUACUGCGGUCUGCAGUUCAUAAAGCGUCUUCGAUCCCUGGACGCGGAGAAGCGGGAGGCGGAGGUUCGUGCGUACUUUGGAGACUUUGACCGGGCAGAAGCUCUGUACCUCGAGAUGGAUCGCCGCGACCUCGCCCUCACUUUGCGAUCAGAUGUCGGGGAUUGGGCGCGCGUGAUUCAGCUGGCUCGGGAUCCGGCCGCAGCGGGUUUGAUGUGUACCUCUGACGUGUUGCAGAUUGCCACCAAAGCCCUUGGAGACAGCUGCCGAGAGCGGGGGCAGUGGCCGGAAGCUAUUCAAGCGUAUCGAUCCAUCGGUGAUCACCGCUCCCUUGCACAUGCCUACCACAUUAUGGAGCAGUUUGAUGAACUGGAAAAUAUGAUUGGCGAUCUCCUGCCGGACACCCAUCGAGAGCAGCUUCUCGAGAUUGGCGAAAAACUCGCCUCGGUCGGGCUGUGCCCAGCGGCUGUGAGAGCGUUCACGAAAGCCGGGGACACAAAAGCUGCAGUCGACUGCUGCAUUCGCUUGAAUGAAUGGGAUACUGCGAUUACACUAUCCGAGCAAGCGCGCUUUCAGGAGGUCGAAGCUCUCCUCACAAAAUGUGCAAGACACUUGCUAGACCAGAGUAAACGCAUUCAGGCAGUGCAACUCUAUCAACGAGCUCAGAAGCCCUUGGAGGCAGCCACGAUCCUCAUGCAACUCGCUUCUCGGGGCGAGGGAUCUGCCCCCCACCCCGGGAUACAGUCUCCGCAAUACAAACCCGAGAGGAAGAAAAAGCUCUACGUGCUCGCGGCUCUAGAAGUUGAGAAGUUCGCACAGCAAAAACUCCAGGGGGGCCUCCAGGCGCAGUCACCCACAAUGCAAAGAUCAGGCGACCCGUCUGCUUCAUCGACUGCUUUGGGAAAUGCAACAGCGGCUGCAGGGGAAGCCACCGGCGCCGAGGGUGUAGUAGGGACAGGGACGCCUGCUACAAGGUCUGCUUUACUUCCUCAGACGCAUACGUGCCCUAUGACCCAAGGAAACGCAUUUCAGAAAGCCGAGAACAAAGCAUUAGAUCGUCGCUGGCGUGGGGCUGAGGCUUUUCAUCUGUAUUUGCUAGUUCACAAGCAGUUGACGAACGGAGCCUACGACGCCGCUGUGUGCACAGCUGUGCAGUUGACGGAGUAUUCCGACUUUGUGGACGGUUUAACAGCCUUUUCCAUCCUGGCGCUCGCCAGCUUCUAUGCGCGCAACUGGGAGCUCUGCUCCAAAGCGUUUAUGUACCUGGAAAACUGCAGCGAUGUGCCGGAGGAGCAGAGAGAAGCUUUCGGAGAACUUGCAGUCGAAAUUUUCAGCCGACACCCACCCCCAGCUCAUGAGAACGAAAACCCGCCUCUUGUGGAGUCCCGUUCAGCUUCUGCGUCGCCAGCGGGCGUCCCAUACACCAGGAUGAUCCCUCCACCCCUCGAACUACUGGCGAAGUUGGUGGAUUCUCGAAUUAUGGCUCGGCUCAACAAGAGUUGCUAUCGUGUCGCACAUGUCGUCACAAAAUGUUCGCAAUGGAGGCGCGAUGUCUUGAAAAUUGUCCUCUAUGUCACUCACCUCUGUAAAAUGGGGUACCGAGCGUACGGCACAAACGCCGCUUUGCCGCUGUAG